AAAUGAUUGUAAACCACAAAAUCCAAAUCUUUGUUGAACAAAAUUCUUUACAAACAGGCAUUCUUUAUUGCCCUCUCACGUCUAGGUACACCCCUCCCCCCACAUAAUUAAGUCCAUGGAAGAAAUCUCGAAGAAGCGCCAUGGUCUCUCUGGCAGUGUGAGGUGUGGCGCCAUCUUGAUGAAAUUACGUAUGCGAACUAAAGGCAGGAUGUUUUGAUAAUUGCAAAAAAU
Acanthoscelides obtectus is the source of this 231-nucleotide messenger RNA. The record is from the annotation of a GenBank genome assembly. Lineage: Eukaryota; Metazoa; Arthropoda; Insecta; Coleoptera; Chrysomelidae.